AUUGAUAGACCUCCUGUCCCUCGCAUUUCCUUUUUCCCUCCCCUCUCAUACGAUAUCUCUUUCUGACCCCAAAUUUGACCUUUCAUAGUAAGAGGUCAGUAUGUUUUCACACUUGGGAAAUCUCAUUCAAGAAUUCUUGUCAAUGGACAAGUCAUAAGAAGCCCUUCCAUUUUAGGGCUCGUUGACGUCACCAAGGAGGCGAUAAAUAUCUGUUGAUAUAAUUGGAUGUGAGAUUCAGUGUUGAGAUAGCAAAACUCUGCCCCUCGUUCUCUGGCAGGGCCCUAUGAUUUAUGCAGGAGCAGAGGCAGCACGCAAUCGAGCUGUCAAGAGAGCGUCAGCUUAUUAGGCAAAUGCUGCGUGGUUUCUGAAGAGGGUCGACGCUAUAAAAUCCCACUCCAGGCUCUGGUGUGGAGAAACUCAGAGCCCAAGUCCGUUUAGAGACUGAAGAGAAAGAUAAGAGGUGAAGAAAAGAGAGUGAGGACAGAAAGGAGAGGGAAGAAAACCCCUGAAAAAGCCCGGAGACGUUCCUCUGCAGAGAGGCGGCAGCGCCCCACUCACCUGCAGAAGCACCUCAGAAGCGAGCGCCCCUAACAUGCGGCUGCCGCUUCUCCUGUCCGCGGGCGUCCUGCUGGUGGCUCUCCUGCCCUGCCCGCCAUGCAGGGCCCUCGUCAGCCGGGGGCCCAUCCCCGGCGCCCGGCAGGUGCCGCAGCACCCCCAGCCCAUGGAUUUCUUUCAGCUGCCGCCGCAGCCCCAACAGCCCCAACAGCCGCAGGCUCGACCCGUCCUGCUCCGCAUGGGGGAGGAAUAUUUCCUCCGCCUGGGUAACCUCAACAAGAGCCCCGCUGCGCCCCUCUUGCCCGCCUCUUCACCUGUAGCUGGCGGCAGCGGCAGCCGCCUUUCGCCGGACGAGGCGGCCGCCAACUUUUUCCGCGCGUUGCUGCAGCAGCUGUCGCUGCCCCGGCGCCCGCUCGACAGCCCCGCAGGUCCCGCCGAGCGCGGAGCAGAGAACGCCGUUGGCAGCCGCCAAGAGACACCGGAGAGGGAGAGGCGGUCUGAGGAACCUCCCAUCUCGCUGGAUCUCACCUUCCACCUCCUCCGAGAAGUCUUGGAAAUGGCCAGGGCCGAACAGUUAGCGCAGCAAGCUCACAGCAACAGGAAACUGAUGGAGAUUAUUGGGAAAUAAAACGGUGCGUUUGGCCAAAAAGAUGCAGCAUUUAGCACAAAAAAAUUUAAAAAAAAUACAGUAUUCCGUACCAUAGCGUUGCUCUGAUACCAUUUGUUUAUUUUUUUAUAGCUUGAAGCCUAGACGAUAUACAGCAAGAGAGCCUAUACUUAAUUAGCAUGCACAAAGUGUAUUCACGUGCAGUAACAGCAACAAAAUGUUAUUUGUAUUGUCUACUUUUAGUUUCCAUUUCCAGGUGUCUUUAAUAGUAUUUAGAAAGUGUAGACCCAGAAGGAAAUGUUUUGAAGCAGACAGAAGUCACCCAAUUUAUUUUGUUGUGGUCUGAGCCAAAGAGAAUGUCACUCUCUUGGGUGGGUGAAACAAAAUCUGUAAGCUCUUUGAAUCAACCUUUCCUUGUAAACGUUUCAGUAAUAAAACAUCUUUCCCAAUCCUUGGUCCAUUUGGUUGUGUAAAAGAAUGUUGAAUAUUUAUAUUUUUAAUAAAAGCUGCAAAGGUAAUCAUG
Odobenus rosmarus divergens (Pacific walrus) is the source of this 1685-nucleotide messenger RNA. RefSeq names its product corticotropin releasing hormone (gene CRH). Gene Ontology annotation, molecular function: corticotropin-releasing hormone activity. The transcript is spliced from 2 exons. The coding region runs from base 593 to 1183 and encodes 196 amino acids. Gene Ontology annotation, biological process: negative regulation of glucagon secretion; negative regulation of epinephrine secretion; positive regulation of cortisol secretion. Gene Ontology annotation, cellular component: extracellular region. The record is from RefSeq and is a predicted model, not a curated record. NCBI's taxonomy places the organism in Eukaryota, Metazoa, Chordata, Mammalia, Carnivora, Odobenidae.